This is a messenger RNA of Gracilinanus agilis (Agile Gracile Mouse Opossum), 1629 nucleotides long. It is a transcript of the gene ALLC, whose product is annotated as allantoicase. Gene Ontology annotation, biological process: allantoin catabolic process. NCBI's taxonomy places the organism in Eukaryota, Metazoa, Chordata, Mammalia, Didelphimorphia, Didelphidae. The record is from RefSeq and is a predicted model, not a curated record. Gene Ontology annotation, molecular function: allantoicase activity.
AUGGAUCUGGGAGAGAUAAAUGCUGUAAUGGAGCCGGCUUCUGGAAACCUGUAUUUCCACAUUGCCAUCUUGUGGACCAAUGUGGGAUUUAUGGGAGAAACCAAAGUCUCCUAUCUGCUCUUUGGAAAUGUCGGCCUGAAGGACGUUUUGUCCAUAGUGAGGGAAGCUUCUCAGCUCCGUUUCUCUGCAUGGUUCAAAUGGCUUAUUGGAGCCACGGGUGAAUGCUGGGUGGCAGGUGGACAUCAAAGAAGGAAAUUAGUCCUGGAAAGGGCUUCAAGGCAAGCUCUCACACCAGAAACUUCGAAUCGACUGAGAAUCAGACAACUUGCUGCCAUCUUACUGAAAGAUGUACUCAGAGAAAUUAAUUCAAUAAUCCAGUUGCCCACAAGAUUUCCAGAAGACAUGAUCACAGAAUUACACAAAGGAAAAUACUUUGGUGGUCAUCUGGUCCAUUCAUAUUCCAUCAGCUGCAUGGACAUUGUCAAUAACAAUAAUCAAGAGCAGUUCUUUUUAAAAGCUCUUCACCAGAUGGAGUCAUUGACACUGAUGAUUAAACUGAGGCUCAGAGAGAGGUUAAGAGAUCGCAGACUCGAUGGAAGAAUGGCUGAUUACCCUAAGGAAGGCAAAACUGAUGAUAUUCCAAGUUUCAUCCAGUUAACUGACUUGGCAUCUGAAAAUGUAGGAGGAAAGAUUUUAUUUGCAACAGAUGACUUUUUUGCUCCUGCGGAAAACCUUUUAAAGAAAAACAGGCCUACCUACAAACCGAAAGAAUAUACAGAGUUCGGAAAAUGGAUGGAUGGAUGGGAAACCAGAAGGAAGAGGACUCCAGGUUACGACUGGUGUAUCAUCCAACUAGGAAUACAAGGAAUUAUUCGUGGCAUUGACGCAGACACUGCUUUCUUCACGGGAAACCAUGCUCCCAGAUUAUCCAUUCAGGCAGCGUGUUUACAAAAUGAGGAGAUACCAGACUUACCAGCUAGAGGAUCAAAAUUGGGAUGUGCUGCCACUUCUGAGGAAUAUGAAGCCAUCGAAAAGCUGAGGUCAGAAAAAUGGUGUUGUCUGAUUCCUAUGGAAGAACUCAAACCAGGAUAUUCAGGAACCAAUCACAAUUAUUUUCCUGUUUUUUCUCAACAAAAAUGGACUCACUUAAGACUCAACAUCUUUCCAGAUGGUGGAAUCGCCCGCCUGAGGGUUUAUGGUACUGGACAAAAAGACUGGUCUUCUGCUGAUCCUAAAGAACUGAUUGACCUUGUGUCAAUGGUGCAUGGAGGGGUUUGUGUGGGCUAUAGUAACGCUCAUUUUGGACAUCCAAGAAAUAUUAUAGGUAUAGGAAAGGCAAAGUCCAUGGCUGAUGGCUGGGAAACUGCAAGAAGACUGGACAGGCCACCAGUAUUACAAACUGGUGAAGAUGGUUUUCUCCAGGUACCAGGAGGUGAAUGGGCGAUUUUCAAACUGGCACAUCCUGGUGUAAUCACUCAAAUAGAGAUAGACACACAUCAUUUUAAAGAAGAUUUGCUUGAUGUUCUGGAGACCUUCUUUGGCUACCAGCGAAGUCACGAUGGAGGGCUUGCUUUACUUACCCUUGUUCUUGCUUUUGUGCCUGUCACCUUUGAUUCAGAAGUGUUAUGA